Molecule: messenger RNA, 3333 nt
Organism: Bombus pyrosoma
Lineage: Eukaryota; Metazoa; Arthropoda; Insecta; Hymenoptera; Apidae
Product: kinesin-like protein KIF23
Exons: 15
Coding region: 792-3272 (826 amino acids)
Biological process (GO): microtubule-based movement
Cellular component (GO): kinesin complex; microtubule; nucleus
Molecular function (GO): ATP hydrolysis activity; microtubule motor activity; microtubule binding
Source: RefSeq, a predicted model, not a curated record
AUUUUAUACUAUUUAUUGAAUAUAUAUAUGUAAUACAAUAAAGACAUUUUAUUUGCCAUUAGUAUUUGUAUAAUAAUAUAAUGCAUUUAAUGUAUGUAUAUGACAGUAUGAGGGAGGAAAUUUUUUUCUGCAACUUCUGACUAGUAAUACUUCAGUGUUACUAGCCUAACAUGAAUUUCAGGAGCAGGCGUGUGGCAUGAAGCCACUUCCGGGGUGCGGGGAUGAUGGUCAUAUGAAACUUGACUUAGUGAUGUAUGUCAAAAAGAGAAAGUAAACCAGUUAACCUGUUGCAUUUAGUUUCAGGACAACAAAAGUCCUGGCUUAUUUUCUCUAAGAGGGAGAGACGCAGUAAUUGAAAAUACUAUUCCAACUUCUAACAUUCGGUGUCAUGAAUAUAAAGCAACGAUUUAGUGUCAUGUGUAAACGUACCCAUUACACUAAUUUACUUUUACCAGAGAGGAAAUUUCCUUAAUGCUCUUACUCAAUGAAAAUAAGAUUGCGUUUGCGCAAUUACAACCAAUCAUCGAUCUGACCCCAAAGUACCGCUUGCCCGUGUUCUCCGCUUCCCGAAAAUGGUUUUACAUCUCCCGGUGGAAGUAUAAUCUCCCCAAUGAGAUGAGGCAGAAAACAGAAGUAUUAUUCUAGUUUUAUUAGUCGGCAACUAAUAGUUGCAGUUGUAGCAAUGAAAUUUUUUUUAUGUUUACUGUCUUGUCUUGUUGAACAGACCAUAAAGACGUGUGAAACCACCAGGUUCAGCUCGUAAGCCACCAAACCGUCCAAGAGGUAAUAAUAUGGUAUCCAAGGAUCCUGUUCAAGUUUAUUGUCGUUUAAAGCCAAUGCAACAUCCAGCUGAUGUUUCUUGUAUGAAGCUUAUAUCUGAUACAACUGUAGUUAUUACACCACCAGAAUCAGCAAUGAAUUUUCGUAACUCUAGCAACAAGGAAAUUCAAACAACAUUUAGUCGUGUAUUUUCACCAGAUGCAACGCAAAAAGAGAUUUUUAAUAUAGUUGCUCUCCCAUUAGUUGAAAAUGUUAUUCGAGGUAGAAAUAGCCUUUUAUUCACCUAUGGAGUAACAGGAAGUGGUAAAACAUAUACUAUGACUGGUGAAACACAGGAUGCAGGCAUAAUGCCUCGUUGUCUUGAUGUUCUGUUUAACAGUAUUGCUAAUUAUCAGACCAAAAAAUUUAUUUUUAAACCAGAUAAAUUAAACGGUUUUGAUAUACAAGGUGAAGCUGAUGCAAUGCUUGAUAGACAAAAUGAACUUCAUGCUGGACUUAUGUUGCAGAGAAAUGGAAAAUCAGGCAAAGUAAAAAGAGUAGAGAGUGAUAGUGAGAGUAAUCCAAUGAUUGUUCGUGACAUAGAUGAAUCACAAACAGUACAAGUGGAUCAAGACAAUGUCUAUGCUGUAUUUGUUACAUAUGUUGAAAUUUAUAAUAACAGUGUAUAUGAUUUAUUAGAGGAUGAAGAUAUUAGAAACAAGGUAUUACAGAGUAAAAUAGUUAGAGAAGAUGGUAAUAAGAAUAUGUAUGUACAUGCUGUAACAGAAAUUGAAGUAAAAAGUUCAGAAGAAGCAUUUGAGGUAUUUCAGCGUGGACAGAGAAGACGAAGAGUUGCACACACUGCGCUUAAUGCAGAAUCAAGUAGAUCACAUAGUGUCUUCACUAUUCGUCUUGUACAAGCACCCUUAGAUGGUGAAGGUGAACAAAUUAUACAAGAUAAACGGGUGGUAUGCAUCACUCAGCUAUCCCUAGUAGAUUUAGCUGGUAGCGAAAGAACUAAUAGGACUAAAAACACAGGUCAACGAUUAAGAGAAGCAGGAAAUAUUAAUAAUUCUUUGAUGACGCUACGAUCAUGUUUGGAAAUUUUAAGAGAAAAUCAACUUCAGGGUACAAAUAAAAUAGUACCCUACAGAGAUUCGAAACUCACACAUUUAUUUAAAAAUUAUUUUGAUGGAGAAGGACAAGUUAAAAUGAUUGUUUGUGUUAAUCCAAGAACAGAUGAUUAUGAUGAAACAAUUCAAGUAAUGAAAUUUGCCGAAAUGACUCAAGAAGUCCAAGUAGCUAAACCAACAAUUACGAAAAUAGAUCUUGGUUUUACACCUGGAAGAAGACAGGCAAAUAAGUUAUUUAAGGAGGCACGUAGUAAGUUGCAAAAAGAAGGCCAUCCUGAAGCUGAAGAUUUAGAAGUUGAUGUGGGUUUAGUGUAUAGUUUAGGUGGGCCAUUUCCUGAAUUGGAAAUUACUUCUCCACGCAAUGAUCAAAUAAUUAAUAAUUUGAUGCAUUUUUUAGAACAGCGUAUUAACAAACGGAAUUUACUACGUACUGAUUUACAGCAAAAACAAAACGAUCUUAGGAAGAAGAUAAUGACAAUGGAACAAGAAUACAUGAAUUUAAAGAUUGAAAAUGCGUCUCUGAAAGCCGCUAAUUCACAACAAAAAAAGAAGGUUUCUGCAUUAGAGGGUCAUUUAUGCAAGACUGAAGAACAAAUUGAUAGCUUGCUCCGAAAAUUGAACAAUGCAAAUGAUACAAUCCGCAGCUUACAGCAAGAGUUAAAAGAUAGAAACAUGGCACUAAAUCAACGUUUAAUAGAUAAGCAAAGAGUGAAACAAAAGUACAACACUAAAAUGCAAGUAGAAACUGAUAAAAUGAAUAAAGAAUUGGAAAUAAAGUUACGUCAACAACGUGAACACUUACAGAAUCAAAUGAAAGAAAAAGAGGAUAAAUUAAGAUUAGUAAAACAAAUUUUAGUUGAUGACAACGUACCUAGUGUUUCUAAAGAUUGUGUUGUACCUACUAUUAACUGUGCAGAAGCAACUCCAAGAACAACAGAGGGUCGAUCACGAAGGGAUAAAGCGGGUGUCGCAAAUCCAAGGUACAGACGUUCACAAAGUGCGGAUAAGUGGAUUGAUCACAGACCCGGAGCGCUUGUUCCUGUUGGAACUGUUCUUCAACCUUUAAUGCGUAGAAGACGUAGCGUUACGCGACUUACAGAUCCAAAGGAAAUUACAGACGGUGCAUCCAGGUAUUGUCUUAUCGCGCAAGAACACGAUACUGAUGGUGAACUUGAGACAAAGUUAUUCAAGGGAGAUAUAAUACCCACUAGUGGAGGAGGCGCACAAGUUGUAUUUAAUGAUAUGGAAUGCUUAAAACAAUUAUCUCCAAAGGCAAGGAAACGUAGUGGUCCACAGGAUACAGAAAAUGAAAUAGGCUCUUCGAGACAUUCGUCUACACUUGCAGAGUCUCAUUCCAAACGUCCACGUGUAGUAAAUUAACAGUUUUAUUAAUAUAAUAUUAGUAUAGUAAUAAUAGUUUUUAUACGAUAUAUAAUAUAAU